Diaporthe batatas is the source of this 2463-nucleotide messenger RNA. RefSeq lists its product as uncharacterized. The coding region runs from base 576 to 2012 and encodes 478 amino acids. Gene Ontology annotation, biological process: poly(A)+ mRNA export from nucleus. Gene Ontology annotation, cellular component: nucleus; cytoplasmic stress granule. The record is from RefSeq and is a predicted model, not a curated record. The transcript has 4 exons. Gene Ontology annotation, molecular function: RNA binding; ATP binding; RNA helicase activity. NCBI's taxonomy places the organism in Eukaryota, Fungi, Ascomycota, Sordariomycetes, Diaporthales, Diaporthaceae.
CUAGAAUACCCUCAGGCGCCCCAGCAGUGCUAAUGGAAAGAGCAUGCAGCCUACCUGCCCAAAGAGCAGAUGCUGAGGUACCUGGACAGACCGCUACACUUCUGCUAGGGGAAGGGUACCCUGGUAUCGCACCCACUCCGACUGCCCCACUACCCCGCCAUCCCAUCGCUCAAUUGGUCUGCCUGCCUGCCUAGCAGUUGCUGUUCGCUAGGCGAGCUAUCCCUUUAGCGUCCGCCCAAAAAGUUGGCGUGAAAGGCACCUACCUGGGAGGACCGGACUAGAACUCGAGCCCCACCACUCACAUUGAACGCUGACCCUGAUAUUGACCGACCUUCGUCAAAGCCAUUCAUACUUGAGAGUCGCAUACUGAAAACCAUCUUCUUUCAGGCAAGACUCAACAGGCGUCGCAAACGGACCCCUUCUCUUGACCCCCCACCCCCACCUCUUUGGAGCAACACGAGGCGUCUCCCCUAGCCGCUUCCUGUUCUCACCCCUCAUACACCUCAUCCCGCGUCCCCUCAACUCAACUCAGCGCAUCGCAUCUGCUCGCGACGCGGUCGUCGACCAAGGUCACCAUGGCAACUUCUUGGGCCGAUGACGUUGAGAACAACCUAAGCGAGCCCAGCUACGAUGUUGAGGUCAGCAGGUCGAACCUCGACGUCGACACCGACAACCCCCUCUCGGCUGCAAAGACCUUUGAGGAUCUCAACCUCUCCGAGGGCAUCUACAAGGGUCUUCUCGCCAUGAACUUCAAGAAGCCCUCCAAGGUCCAGGAGAAGGCUCUGCCCCUGCUUCUCUCCGACCCUCCCAGGAACAUGAUUGCCCAGUCUCAAUCCGGUACUGGAAAGACCGCCGCGUUCGUUAUUGCCGUCCUGUCGCGGAUCGACUACAGCAAACCGCACCAGCCUCAAGCCCUCAUUCUGGCCCCGACUCGGGAGCUGGCACGUCAGAUCCAGAACGUUGUCAAGACCGUGGGCCAGUUCCUCCCCGAUCUCGUUGUUGAGGCCGCCGUGCCUGGUGCCGUCGACAGAGCAACCGGUGUUAGAGGCUCCGUGGUUGUUGGUACGCCUGGCACCGUGCAGGAUACUAUCCGUCGCCGCCAGUUUGACGCACGAGAGCUGAAGAUCUUCGUUAUUGACGAGGCCGACAACAUGUUGGAUCAACAGGGCAUGGGCGAGCAGUGCAUGAAGGUCAAAAACCUGCUUCCAAAGAACAUCCAGGUCCUGCUCUUCUCGGCCACCUUCCCCGACCGAGUCAUUGAGUAUGCCGAGCGCUUUGCGCCCAACGCAAACUCAAUGCGCCUCAAGCAGCAACAGCUCACCGUCAAGGGCAUUUCGCAGAUGUACAUGGACUGCCCGUCCGAGGGUGACAAAUACGAUGUGCUCGUGAAGCUCUAUGGCCUCAUGACCAUCGGCUCCUCGGUCAUCUUCGUCAAGACCCGCGAGUCGGCCAGUGUUAUCGAGCAGAGGAUGAUUGCCGACGGCCACAAGGUGUCGGCCCUGCAUGGCGCCUUUGACCCAGCCGACCGUGACCGCCUUCUCGAGGAGUUCCGGCAGGGAAAGACCAAGGUCCUGAUCACCACAAACGUCCUCGCCCGUGGCAUUGAUGUUUCGAGCGUCUCUAUGGUUAUCAACUACGACAUUCCCAUGAAGGGCGCUCGAGAUGCUGAGCCCGACGCAGAGACCUACCUUCACCGUAUCGGCCGCACAGGUCGUUUCGGUCGUGUGGGCGUCAGUAUCAGCUUCGUGUCGGACCGCAAGAGCUUCCAAGCCCUGGCCGAUAUUUCCAAGCACUACUCUAUCGACCUGGUCCAGCUGAGCCCAGACGACUGGGACGACACGGAGACCAAGAUCCACGAGGUCAUCAAGUCAAGCCGAGCCCAGGAUACUUACAAGCCCGAGGACCUCCCCAAGGCGGUGGAAAACCUUCAGGUUCAGGAUCCAGCCCCCGCCGCGCCGGCUUCGGACCCUGCCCCUGCCCCGGCUCCGGCGGCCCCUGCCACCCAGGGCUAGAACAACUGGGUGCCGAGUGGCUUGAAUGCUCCGAACUCGAACUGGGGUCAGAACUGGGGUCCAGGCACAACUUGGACGUAGAAGCGGCUUCCACUGACCAGAGGCCGGAGUUGCAUAACAUGGCAGCCCUGGACAUGGAACCCGGGUCAUUACCGCAGUAGCAGCUCGCCCGAACGGAUGAGCGGAGGAUUCAUGAUGGGCUACCUCCCUGAUGAGAAAACGACAGGAUGGUGUGCGCUGGUUUUGUUCUGGCCGCUUGAAGACAAGCGUGAGUCGCAAAGGACACGACCUGGACAGAUGAUGUUGGGAAUUGCUAUACAUGAAGAAAAGUUGGUCGGUGGAUGGCCUGGCCCAGGGAAAAAGUCUAGAAGGUGUAAUUAAGAUUCCCCAAAGAGCAAUGUGACAUAGGAUCUGCCCCAAGGUCGAGCCAGAUGGUCGCGAUCGCACAAGA